AUGGCCACCACCCGCCACGUCGUUGACCGGGAUCUCGAGGAGAGUGCUGUCCCCGUUGACAGUGAGCUGUCGUCCAUCAUGGAUGCCAACGAACGCCGCCGGGCCGCACUAGCCCGCAUCGAUAACGCCAAGUUCGGCUGGUACCAUGUACGCGCCGUCGUCGUCGCCGGCGUCGGCUUCUUCACCGACUCAUACGAUAUCUUCGCCAUCAACCUGGCUGUCUCCAUGCUGGGCGUUGUCUACUGGCAGGAUGCCAAGUCAGGUGCGGGCAAGUUACCUUCCAGCUCUGACACGGCCAUCAAGGUGGCGACUUCAGGUGGAACAGUUAUUGGCCAGCUGUUCUUUGGAUGGCUGGCAGAUCGUAUUGGACGAAAACGCAUGUACGGCAUCGAGCUCAUGAUCAUCAUCAUGGCGACCCUGGCCCAGGCCCUUUCGUCGAACUCGCCGGGAAUGUCGAUUACCGGCCUGCUUAUUUUCUGGCGUGUCAUCAUGGGCAUUGGCAUUGGAGGGGAUUACCCGCUGUCCUCAAUCAUUACCUCGGAGUUUGCCACCACCAAGUGGCGCGGUGCCAUGAUGGGAGCCGUGUUUGCCAUGCAGGGCAUCGGGCAGUUUGCUGCUGCCAUAGUCGCCCUGAUCGUCACUUCUGGCUUCAAAGAGUCUCUCGAAACUGCCAAGGAUGUGGCUCACUGCAGUGGUGUCUGCCGACUGGCAGUCGACAAGAUGUGGCGAACAGUCAUCGGCUUCGGUGCGAUCCCCGCCUGUGCUGCUCUAUACUAUCGCCUGACCAUCCCCGAGACACCUCGAUACACCUUUGAUGUGAGUCGUGACAUCCUCAAAGCUGACGAGGAUAUCCGUGCAUACAUCAAGGGCCACCCUGAGGGACAUCCCGAUGAGAUCCAGCGCAUCCGGGUUCUGCGCCAGGAUAGUCUCGAGUUCCUCACGCCCAAGGCGAGCUGGAAUGACUUUCGACACCAUUAUGGACAGUGGAAGAACUUCAAAGUUCUUCUGGGGACUGCGGGAUCCUGGUUUUUCCUUGAUGUCGCUUUCUACGGUCUCGGCUUGAACAACUCGAUUAUCCUCAAUGCGAUCGGCUGGACUGGAGGCAAGAACGUUUACGAAACCUUUUACCGCAACGCAGUCGGUAACCUAAUCCUCAUCUGCGCCGGUGCUAUUCCGGGUUACUGGGUGACCGUCGCAAUCGUGGACGUCCUCGGCCGCAAGCCAAUCCAGAUGGGCGGCUUCAUCAUUCUGACAAUCCUGUUCUUCAUAAUCGGCGGCGCGUACGACUCCCUCAAGCAGUCCCACAACGGUCUGCUUGCGCUCUAUGUUCUGGCCCAGUUCUUCUUCAACUUCGGCCCCAACGCAACUACAUUCAUUGUUCCGGGCGAGUGCUUCCCCACCCGCUACCGCUCCACGUCUCACGGCAUCAGCGCCGCCUGCGGUAAGGUCGGUGCCAUCAUCGCACAGUGUGUCUUCGGCCCGCUGGUGCACAAGGGUGCAAAGCCUGGCAGUUCCGACACUCCCUGGCUCAAUCAUGUCAUGAAGAUCUUCGGCGCCUUCAUGUUCUGCGGCAUCUUGACGACCUGGCUCAUUCCUGAGACGAAGCGUCGCACCCUUGAAGAGCUGUCUGGUGAAGAUUAUGGGCGGCCGGAGGAGUUGAAUACACCAGAUAGGGAGAAGUCGCGGGACCCCACCGUGGUUGCCACCGCUACCACCGUGCAG
Penicillium canariense is the source of this 1722-nucleotide messenger RNA. RefSeq names its product phosphate:H+ symporter (gene phoD). The record is from RefSeq and is a predicted model, not a curated record. Gene Ontology annotation, biological process: phosphate ion transport; transmembrane transport. Gene Ontology annotation, cellular component: membrane. NCBI's taxonomy places the organism in Eukaryota, Fungi, Ascomycota, Eurotiomycetes, Eurotiales, Aspergillaceae. The annotation marks the transcript as partial. The transcript is spliced from 3 exons. Gene Ontology annotation, molecular function: phosphate transmembrane transporter activity.